CCGAUUAUUCGUCCUUGGAUCGCCGGAAGAGGGACAGUAUGGCCGGCGGCGCUGCCGAGGGCUUUGAUUCCUGCGUCGUGUGCGGCAAUCUCACCAAGAAACAGUGCGCCGGCUGCAAGAUGGUCAAGUACUGCUCUGAAGCUUGUCAAAAAUCUCACUGGUCUGAGCACAAGUUAAGAUGCAAAGAGAUGAAGUCACUGUACAAAGCUAACUAUAAAAUGCCAAAAUCCAAUUUGAGGGGAAGGAAAGCUUCAGUAACACCUUUGGACGGAAGCUCAAAGAUUUACAAACCUUCAAACAAAAUACUUUUCCCAUAUGAGGAAUUUCUAGAAUUUUUCACUUGGGACAAACCAGGCUAUCCUCCUUGUGGACUUCUUAACUGUGGAAACAGUUGCUUUGCUAAUGUGGUUCUUCAGUGUCUCGCAUACACCCGGCCACUUGUUGCCUACUUGUUGGAGAAAGGCCACCGCAGAGAAUGUCAAAGGGAUGAUUGGUGCUUUCUUUGUGAGUUUCAAUUGCACAUGGAAAGGGCUAGCCGAAGUGAUAAUCCUUUUUCUCCAAUGAACAUUCUUUCAAGAUUGCCUAACUUAGGUGGUAAUCUUGGAUAUGGGAAACAGGAGGAUGCCCAUGAGUUUAUGAGGUUUGCCAUUGACACGAUGCAGUCUGUGUGCCUUGAUGAAUUUGGUGGAGAAAAGGUAGUUCAUCCUAGCUAUCAAGAGACAACCCUAAUUCAACAUAUAUUUGGGGGUCGUCUUCGAUCACGGGUUAUAUGCGGGGAAUGCAGCAAUGUUUCAAACCAAUUUGAAAAUAUGAUGGAUUUAACUGUUGAAAUUCACGGGGAUGCUGGAUCUUUGGAGGAGUGUUUGGAUCAAUUUACUGCCAAAGAGCGGCUUCAUGGGGAUAAUAUGUAUAAAUGUGAUGGUUGCAAUGCAUAUGUCAUGGCUUGGAAGCGCCUUACUGUUGACCGAGCACCAAACAUUCUUACAAUUGCCUUGAAAAGAUUCCAGAGUGGAAGAUUUGGGAAACUUAAUAAGAGGGUGACUUUCCCAGAGACAUUGGAUCUUAGCCCAUACAUGAGUGAAUUGGAAGAUGGAAAUGAUACUUACAAGCUGUAUGCUGUUAUUGUCCAUGUGGACAUGCUGAAUGCAUCUUAUUUUGGCCAUUACAUAUGUUAUAUUAAGGAUUUCCGUGGAAGCUGGUACAGAAUUGAUGAUUGCAGGGUUGCUAGCGUUGAUUUGGAUGAGGUGCUUUCACAGGGAGCCUAUAUGCUCUUGUACAGCAGGCUUGCACUGGUUUUGACAGAAUACAUGCUCGCCCAUCAUGCUUGCUUCCCACUGAAUUGCUGAUGAAAGAAGAAAGUGAGAAAGUGAAAAUAACUGAAGUGGGCUCUUCUUCCACAAUACAACAUGCUGAGUCAUUGCCUGAUGUAGUUUGCACUGACAGUUUUGUCGAUUUGGAGCAAUCAUCUACAAAUGGUUUGGGGUAUCAGGUCAAUG
Molecule: messenger RNA, 1496 nt
Organism: Salvia splendens (bonfire salvia)
Lineage: Eukaryota; Viridiplantae; Streptophyta; Magnoliopsida; Lamiales; Lamiaceae
Product: ubiquitin carboxyl-terminal hydrolase 18
Exons: 11
Coding region: 39-1346 (435 amino acids)
Biological process (GO): protein deubiquitination
Cellular component (GO): cytosol; nucleus
Molecular function (GO): cysteine-type deubiquitinase activity
Source: RefSeq, a predicted model, not a curated record